This is a messenger RNA of Trifolium pratense (red clover), 1326 nucleotides long. Its product is annotated as ubiquinol-cytochrome-c reductase complex assembly factor 1-like. The record is from RefSeq and is a predicted model, not a curated record. Bases 290 to 1114 code for a protein of 274 amino acids. NCBI's taxonomy places the organism in Eukaryota, Viridiplantae, Streptophyta, Magnoliopsida, Fabales, Fabaceae. The transcript is spliced from 8 exons. Gene Ontology annotation, biological process: mitochondrial respiratory chain complex III assembly. Gene Ontology annotation, cellular component: mitochondrion.
GAAAAGAGAUUUAACCUUUACAAUUAAAAGGUUUAGUUUGGUUUGGUACGUCUUGAACAGUAGGCUUGAUCUCGUGUGUGUGUGUGUUGAGUUGAGAGUUAGACACACCUCCGUGUCCCGCAGGCAGCCACCCAUCUCUCAGUCGCACUCAGAUCACGUCUCCUCCGCCAUCUCACUCCUCAGUUCUUCCACAAUUCUCCAGUAACGAAGCAGCAAUACUUUCAGAUUGCACCUUGCUUUCCCAACGGAUUGAUUCAUUAUUCAUACACUAUACAGAUUACUCCUAAAAAUGUUUCGAACAUGGAGCAAAGCAAUUAUUCCACUCUCCAAAUUCCGACUUCCAUUGCACCAAACCUACGCUAGGGUUGCAGCAGCUGCCCCUGCACCAACCAUUGAAGACAAAGUUCAACCUUUGGUUAACCUAGACAAAUUGUUUUGGUCUAAACCAUGUUCUCUGGUCCUGCCACCUGACUCGCCUCUUCGAGUUGAUGAACCUGAUUAUCAGGGGUUUAAGCGUUUCAUGCUCAAACUUAUGCUGUUUUAUAGUAAGCAGAGCAAGUCCAUUCGGGGGGCUAAUGUUGUUUACAAAAGAAUCGUCUCUCAAGUUGAUAAACCGCUUAUAUAUGAAGUGUUUAACUUGGAGAAAACAUUCAAAACUACAUUCUCUUUGCUUGUACUUCACAUGUGGUUUUACUUGCGCCGCAUUAAGCAAGAGGGAAAUGAUGGUGUUGAAUUUGGCCAGUACCUUUAUGAGAUUUACAAUCACGAUGUGGAGCUUAGAGUGUCCAAAGCUGGGGUUAACCUACUAUUGAUUAAGUGGAUGAAGGAGCUCGAGAAGAUUUUUUAUGGAAAUAUUGUUGCUUAUGAUGCUGCUAUACUUCCAGAAGCUAAACCGGGUGAUUUCGCUACUGUUUUAUGGCGGAAUAUAUUCUCGGACGAUGGUUCUUCAACACCAGACGAAGCUGCAUGGCAAUCAGUGCAGGCAUUGGCCAGAUAUGCUCGACGGGAAGUAAGUUGCAUGACUUUAACAGAUAAAGAAGCACUACUUUCAGGGAAUUUCAUGUUUACCUCUUUGAAGCAUGAGAUCAAAAGCAAAGAGGGGCAUCAAUUAUAAUGUAAUGAUUUCUAAAUUUGUGACCAAGUAAAUGUAAAAUACACACUGUUCUUAUUUUUUUCAACAUUUUUUUUCUUUCAAUAAUAGCAAUAAAAGAUUGUAUUGUUCUCCAUAAGGGUUUAUUAUUUAAUUAGCUUGAUGUUUAGAAACUAGAAAAUUCAUAUUGUUGCUGAUAUAAAUGAGAAAAGAGAAGGGCACAAGUGAUUGAGAAA